This is a messenger RNA of Rotaria socialis, 894 nucleotides long. Lineage: Eukaryota; Metazoa; Rotifera; Eurotatoria; Philodinida; Philodinidae. The record is from the annotation of a GenBank genome assembly.
AUGUUUGUUCGACUGUUGGUUUCAUCGUGUCUUUUAAUACUUGUUGUUCUAUCAGCAUUAAUAAAUAGUUCAAAAGGUCAAACGUUUGAUGACCUCAAAUUACAAAAACAAGAACCUCCUGAUUAUGAUGAUGAUCUCAAUGAUCCAAAAUCCUUAGGAAAUAAUGGUGAAGGUAGCGGUUUAGGUGGAGGUGAGGCAAGUCUCGAUGAAUAUGCUGAUGAUGAAGAAGAAGAAGAAUUAUUAAAGCUUGCUUCUAAAAUUCCUAGUACUACUUCUACUACUAGUAAAACAACUACAACUACUACUACUACUUCUACUACAACUACAACAACCACUAUUACGAUUAGAACAAUAACAACAACAAGAAAAUCAACAACUAAACCUACAACGACUACUAGAACAACAAUUUUAUUAACUCCAUGGACGAAACCAACAUUCAAUCAUGAAUCGCGUACCGGAAAAAAUCGAAGUAUCACAACAACAUUAGCAACAUUCAACGAUCUAGAUGCCAGUGAAUUUAAAGAUGAUCAAGAAGAAUAUCCGGAUGAACUUGAAGAUGAUCCUGAUUAUAAUGAAUUUCUACAAACAACUAAAGUGUCUACAACAACAUUUUCAACAACACGAUAUUCAAUUCCAAUAACAACAACACGUCACUCAUCACCUGCCAAUCAUACAGCAUCUAUUUGGGUACUAUUUAAAUUUUUAACACGCCCACCUAUUGCAGCUGGUAUUCUUGCUGGCUUAGCCAUCGGUAUUUUCACAUCAGUGCUUCUUCUUGUCUGUAUUAUUCAACGUUAUCAUAAACGUGACAAGUCUCAUUCAUCGUAUUCAACAGGUUUACUUUAUCCUAAUCAAUAUGGUUAUUCAAAAUCACCUCAAGAAUUUUAUGCUUAA